CAUCCUGGGAGCAAUGGAGACGAUGCUAAAAGGCGAAGAUGUCUCAGAGGAGGUGAUCCAGCGCCAGAAGUACUUCCUGUGUAACCCGGCCCACCAAAGCAGCGCUGUAGACGAGCAUUACUUCAUGAAUGAAAGUGCAGCUCAAGUAAGGGAUAUAACAAAGUUUAAACCCCUCUCCAGCAAGAUUUCAGUGAGCAUGAUCACUGGGGAUUCCUUUGAUGAGCAAAUACCAGAGCAUCUAAACCAAAUGGUAGCUGAACAUCAAAAGAGGUUCCUGAAGGAAUCCUACCCAUCAGCCAAUCACAUUCACAUAAAAGGAGCGGACCGUCGAAUGAUCUACAAGAAGCCAUCUGCCAUCAGCCAGCACCUGUGGAAGCUGGUAAACCAGCGACAAGCCAGACAGCAGAGCGAGUGACCCGUGGCCAGGAAGGAGGGACGCCCCAGACUCGGGACGAGUAAUAAUCACAUACGUUUUAAAUAUUCAAUCAAAUAUUCCGCUUAUCUUUUUACCUUUCUGCGCAGCAGUUGGUGGAGAUUGUCGACACGUCUGCUGAGGUUCAUCAGAAAGUCAAUUUCAGAACACGUUAUUUUUUGCCGCUCAGCUUCAUUGGAAGCUUUUUAAUUGAAGAUAACUGGGGGGUACUCCGUGUGAUGAAACAUUUUCUGUCUUAGAUUCAUCUUAUCUUUCAAGUUGUUAUUUCAGGCUCUUUGCCAGAUUGGCCAGUGCCAAAAAUUAAUACAUUAUUUCUUAUCAAGGUAAAGGCCACACACACACACACACACACACACACUC
This is a messenger RNA of Nematolebias whitei (Rio pearlfish), 793 nucleotides long. RefSeq lists its product as uncharacterized. Lineage: Eukaryota; Metazoa; Chordata; Actinopteri; Cyprinodontiformes; Rivulidae. The transcript has 4 exons. The record is from RefSeq and is a predicted model, not a curated record. Bases 14 to 415 code for a protein of 133 amino acids.